UGUUUGUUAAUCUAGUAUUGGGUAACUUAACUUACCUUAGAUAUGUCACUACCUAAAACAUUGAACUAAACUACCAGUAAAAAGCUCAUCACAGUCAGUAACUAACCAAACAUUUUUAUCCGAAAAGAAACAAACAAAAAGUAAAAACCAAAACGAAUCGGAACUCAAUCCGCCGCAACAAAGUUGAAUCGAUAAGCGGUCUAAUAAUUAUUAUUAGUCGACGGCCUGAAAUUCAUGCACAAAGCGAGACCCGCAGGAAUAAUAACGACAAUUGUUGUGUUUACUGGAACGUAAACGCGGCCCCGGGGCUCCGGGGGCUGCGCUCGGUGGGGGCCGCAGGGCGGAGCUCCGGCUCGCUCAGUCCGCGCGCAACCACGCGCCCCAACGCACCUCUGACAUGUGACGCUAUGGAGGAAUGCGAUCUCACACAAUACCGCGACAUGAUCAUCGAGGGCGACUUGCCGCUCGACCUCCGGCCACCACCCAGGCUCUACCUGCCUCAUUACCUCCGGGAUGACAGGGAAGAAUAUCCUCAAGAUGACACUUACGUUUCUGUUGACGAAGACACGCCAGAUAUGCCGCCGCCGUCCAGCGACUCGGAACGCUACGAUGCCUCCAGCCCUAGUGACACAAAACCUUCAUCACCUAAGAAGUCUAAACAGAAAUCUUCGAGCCAACUCAUCAAGCCACCGUACUCCUACAUCGCUUUAAUAACAAUGGCAAUUCUCCAGUCUCCACACAAGAAACUGACGCUUAGUGGAAUUUGUGAGUUCAUCAUGACCAGAUUCCCGUAUUAUCGUGAAAAGUUCCCCGCUUGGCAGAAUUCUAUCAGACAUAAUUUGAGUUUGAACGACUGUUUCAUAAAAAUUCCUCGAGAGCCAGGGAAUCCGGGGAAAGGGAACUACUGGACGUUGGAUCCCUUGGCGGAGGACAUGUUUGAUAAUGGGAGUUUUUUGAGGCGACGGAAGCGUUACAAGCGGCCUACGCCGUCGCUGCAGCAUGCCCAUGCAGUAGUAGCGAUGCUGGCGAGGGAAGCUUACGCCCCGUUGCUGCCCCUGCCUUGUUAUCUUCCUCCAACACCGCUGUUGUCGCUGCCGCGCCCGCCGCCGGCGGCGCUGCGGCCCGUGCCGCUCCCGCCGCGAGUCUCCGAGACCACUGAGCCCAGAUCCAAGCGAUCCCGCAACGGGUUCUCCAUUGAAUCCAUAAUAGGAUCUCAAGAGGAAUCCGAGCCGCGGCGGAGUGCCUUCAGCCCGCUGUACCAGGGCAGCGGGCCGCCGGACGACUGGAGAUGAGCCUUCUUUGUCGAUCCGUUCUAGACGUCGGUUCAAGUGACUUUCGAGACUGUGUUCUUUAGUGGUGUUUGUACAUUAUCUGUAAAGACGGGUAUGUUUUGUGUGCUGAUUAGAAAUUGACGCUAUUAUUGCUAUUGUGUUCUUAUUGGUUCUUGUGCUGCUGAGUUCAGUAAAACAGUAACAAAUAGUAGACCGUCCACUAAAAUUGAAAAGCGCUAAUUAAGUUAAAAAUAGUAAUUGCAGCGGCGGUUUAUUAUUUUCCAAAGCCGUCGGUUACUAAUACUGCUGUUAUUUCGUAUCUCGUCCGUGUCAAGCAAAUAAUAAUUAUAGUCAGAGAUUUAAUAACAACUACCAAUAAUAUCUACGAGUAAUUAAGAAUUAACCUGUAAAUAAUUGUGCCAAAUAUUAAUUUUAAUUUCCUUGCGUUGUGAUUUAUUUGCCAAAAUAAUCUGAAUCAACUCCUAUAAUACUAAAGGUGCCUAUUUUUGUUAAUAUUAGUUUAUUUAUAUAAAUAAGUUAAUAAAAUCUAGUCAUUCUAUGUACAAAGUAGUUUCGUAAAGUCUUUUCCUAUGUAAAUAUUUUUAACUUGACUUUAUAAGUAGGUACGCAAUAUUUAGUGUAGAUAAAGUAGGUAAAUGCCUACUUUUCUGGUACAUCGCCGAACCACUUGUAUUUAUGAUAAUUCAUAACUGUAGUAUAUUUUGUGUAACUAAUUCGUUUCUAAGAUAUGAAAUAUAAAAUAAUAUGACCGAUA
Cydia pomonella (codling moth) is the source of this 2046-nucleotide messenger RNA. RefSeq names its product forkhead box protein D5-like. The transcript has a single exon. The record is from RefSeq and is a predicted model, not a curated record. Gene Ontology annotation, biological process: regulation of transcription by RNA polymerase II; anatomical structure morphogenesis; cell differentiation. NCBI's taxonomy places the organism in Eukaryota, Metazoa, Arthropoda, Insecta, Lepidoptera, Tortricidae. Gene Ontology annotation, molecular function: DNA-binding transcription factor activity, RNA polymerase II-specific; RNA polymerase II cis-regulatory region sequence-specific DNA binding. The coding region runs from base 408 to 1292 and encodes 294 amino acids.